Aethina tumida (small hive beetle) is the source of this 1741-nucleotide messenger RNA. RefSeq lists its product as uncharacterized. The record is from RefSeq and is a predicted model, not a curated record. NCBI's taxonomy places the organism in Eukaryota, Metazoa, Arthropoda, Insecta, Coleoptera, Nitidulidae. The coding region runs from base 56 to 1639 and encodes 527 amino acids. The transcript is spliced from 8 exons.
GCCAGUGAAAUUACUUCCAUUAAAUUUCAGUAAUAUUUAUAAAUUAUUAGUCAACAUGUCUUUAGAAAUCAAACUUGACCAGGACUUCCUUUUCUACCUAGACUUUGUCAGUACGUACUAUCAGAAGCUAAAAGACGAAAAUUUCCAAACAUUGGCAACAGAGUGGUUAACCAAGUUAUGCAGCGAGCGAUGUGUGGGCAUAGAAAGGAAACGAUGUCGGAAUAUUUAUCUGGCCCAGCUGUUAUUACAAAUGCAAGAAGGAAAACUAAAAGGGGAAUUCCUUAAGAAACCGACAGACGUCGACAUUAUUGGUGCAAUGGACGUCUUUCAGCCCAUACCGGAGGAUCUCGACGAAGCUUGGUCCGAGGAUGUGGACUUUCAAGCGCCACAAGACGUUAUGGAAAGGAAACAAGGAAACACAAUUGUGGCGUCUCGCACAUUGAAAAAUGGCCAAGGUGCAUUCGCCUAUUUGGGAUUGUCGUUGUCAGAAUGCGAGCCCAAAUGGAUGAGUAACGAAGGGGGUGGAGACCUGGCUCCAAUACAAAAGGUUUUGUCCAAGAGAAAGACCCCACAGGAACGACAAAACUGCGUCAACUUCUUCGACGUUUUAUUACAAAGCAUUCGAAAUGAAUUGCAAGGUGAACAAGUCGACGAAAAUGAGGUCGUCGACAACUGCCUGGAGAGCAUGAUCGCCGACCUUCAAGAGAAAAACGAAUACACAUGCUACGCAAACAUGGAAGACAAAGAGAGAAGGACGGAGCUUCUGAAAGUACUACAAGAAAAAGUCAUCAAAACCCAACAACAGGUGUUGAAACGUACCGAGGCCCUGGACAGCUUGGUGAACAAGAUUUACCCCAACGCUCCCACAACCUUCCCUCGUCAAAACGAUCGGUUCUCCACCUGUCCGCCUCCCAGCAAAACUUGCCCCCCGAUUGUGUCCCAUGGACCACCGAUGGGUGCCACCCUUUCGCCUUCGGCCCCGCAACUACCUGACCGUCAGAAAUUGUCCGACCAGCUGUGGGCACAGGCGGCCGCACAGGUACCAGCCAAGAAGAACAUGGUCAAGUUGGUCGAUGUCUAUCCGCAACAACUCAUAGAAAGAUUCUUGGUACUAUUGAGAUACACUAAAGGUAUUUUGCUGGAGAGAUAUCAGAACAGACAUGAGAUGAUCGUUAACCAGAUGCAAAGUGAGCUUUCGGACGCGAUUGUCAAGAAUAUGAUGAAACUUAGCGAAGCUCAAAAAGAACAUGACAAAUUCCACGCAAUAUUGGCUCUGGUUAAGAAGAGGUUCGAAAUUUACCAGAAGAAGUUGUAUGAAGUGCGCGUACCACCUGCACAAGCUAACGAGAAGAGCAUAACUGAAUUGUCUGACAUGAUUAAGCAAAUGUCCAACACAAUAUCGGAAGAAGCUAAGAGAGGCAAAUUGCUUGCAGAAGAGGUGAACAACACUCACACUCAACUUGAUAAGUACAAGUCAAUAUUGAAGGAUAUUAUAAGCAAAUCUGAGCAUAAUAAUAAGAUUGUUGAAGAACAGAUUGCUAAACUGAUGCAGUCUCUGGAGAACAACAAAGAUAAACUUAAGGUUUUGAAGAAAUUGCAUAAACAACCGAAGCAUGCAAGAACAGAAAGCAAGUGCUAAGAUUAAUACUGACAUUUUCGCAACCCUGUUAAUAUUUCAAUACAUUUUUGAUGGGAUUUAGUUUGUAUUUCUGAUAAACAAAUAUAACACUGGUUAAAUUAC